CUCUUCGGAGAAGGAAAAACUCAGUUUGCUCACCGCCCAAGUGGCAGUCGUAAUCUGGCUUGAACAAAGUUCACCUCCCAAAGUCUCGCCGCCCAAGUGGCAGUCGCGAAGCACUUUGUCAUUUUUCACCUCAGACACCUGCCGCUCAAGUGGCAGUCGCAAAAGUAGCCUGUCAAUUUACUUGAGGUAUUAA
This is a messenger RNA of Acaulospora morrowiae, 193 nucleotides long. The record is from the annotation of a GenBank genome assembly. Lineage: Eukaryota; Fungi; Glomeromycota; Glomeromycetes; Diversisporales; Acaulosporaceae.